Lethenteron reissneri (Far Eastern brook lamprey) is the source of this 11701-nucleotide messenger RNA. Its product is annotated as membrane-associated guanylate kinase, WW and PDZ domain-containing protein 1-like. Gene Ontology annotation, biological process: signal transduction. The record is from RefSeq and is a predicted model, not a curated record. Gene Ontology annotation, molecular function: protein binding. NCBI's taxonomy places the organism in Eukaryota, Metazoa, Chordata, Hyperoartia, Petromyzontiformes, Petromyzontidae. Gene Ontology annotation, cellular component: cytoplasm; cell-cell junction.
GAACAGCGGGCAAAGUGCAGCCUCUGCCCUUUCCGCUUCGCUCUCCUCCUUCCCCCAUCAUCAUCAUCAGCAACAUCAUCACCAUCAGCAACAUCACCGUCACCGCCUCCCCACCCAACGGAUCUUGAAUUUAUCCGCCACGACCGCGGAGAGGAUUGUGAGCGCCGUGAGAUCGACGAGAGAAGAGGAUUAAACCCGACAAACACGGGGAGGGAGAGAGAGAGAGACAGAGGGACCGAGAGUGACACAGUGACACGGACACACACGGGGGGACACCGUGGGAGGAGGAGGGGGACGCAAGGUGAGAUAGAUAGAGAGACAGAGACACCGAGGUAGGGACACGGGCUGAGACACGGGGAGAUGGAGGCCUGCGGGUGAACGGAGGGGGGGUUCCACAAUGCGUUGAUUCGAGCUCGCAGUGCGUGAGAGGGGCUGCUGCUGUCGUUGUUGAGAGAGAGAGAGGAAGAGAGAGAGGAAGAGAGGGAGGGAGGCUGCCCCAGCGAUGGCGAAGGCGGCGAGAAGACGCGCUGCGUGGGCCACGCGAGUUCGGGACGUGGCCCUGUGGCCGGGCCCCGCGGGGACCCUGGGGGGCCUGGAGCUGAGCGGCGGUGCCGAGCGGGGCCUCUUCGUGUGCGUGGCCGCGUGGACCCCGGGGCCAGAGCGGUGCAGCAGCAGCGGCGGCAGCAGCAGCGGGGUGGAGCAGCAGCAGCAGCUGUGCCCCGGGGACGUCGUCCUCGAGGUGGACGCGACCCCCGUGGCCGGCUUCAUCCUGCACGACGCGCGGGCCCUGCUGCAGCAGCUGGUGCAGCAGCAGCAGCAGGAGCAGCAGCAGCCGGUGCGGGUGAAGGUCGUGAAGCCUGGGAAAGACAUCAACAAGGACCUGAAGCUUUACCUGAACCAGCGCUUCCAGAAGGGCUCGGUGGACCACGACCUGCAGCAGACGAUCCGCGACAACCUCUACCUGCGCACCGUCCCCUGCACGACGCGGGAGCCGCGUGAUGGAGAGGCCCCGGGCCUCGACUACGACUUCAUCUCGGUGCACGAGUUCCGCCAGCUCGAAGCCCAGGGCAGGCUGCUUGAGAGCGGCACCUACGAGGGGAACUACUAUGGGACCCCGAUGCCGCCGGAGGAGCCGGGCGUGGACCCCGCCGGGAGCCCCGCAGAGGCUGCUUGGAGGCCGGGCUCCCUGACCGCUCGCAGGCGCAGCAAGUCUGUGAGCAACAUGGAACCUGUGGGCACAGGGGCCGCGGGCAGCGCGAGCCCGGGCACCCCGCGCGAGCAGCCGCACUCGCCCAUCAACAGCAGUGAGACGGCCAGCGUGCUCACAGACUCGAGCGAGCACGACGAGCAGCUAUCGCAGCCGCAGCCUCCGCACGCGAGCCACGCGCGGUACGCGCGGGGCGGCACAGACGAGGAGGAGGACGAGGACGAGGAGGAGGAGGGUGACGACGUGAGGAGCAGGGGGAGAGGAGGGGAGCUCGACGAGGGGGCCCUCUUGCCCCCCGCGCACCAUGUGAACGCGGGGAUGGACGACGACGACGAUGAGGAUGACGACAGCCCCAUGCCCGACAACUGGGAGAAGACACGGACAGAGGACGGCACGGUCUACUACAUCGACCACAGCACCAAGACCACCACGUGGCUUGACCCUCGCCUCAAAACCCAGCUCAAGGCUCCUGAGGACUGCACCGAGGAUGAGCUGCCGUACGGUUGGGAGAGGAUCGAAGACCCGGAAUACGGAGUCUACUACGUUGACCACAUCAACAAGUGCACGCAGUACGAGAACCCCGUGACAGAGGCGAAGAAACCUCAACCAGCGGGGAAGCCGUUCUUUACGCGCGACCCCACGGAGCUGCGUGGCUCCUCGCUGAGCUCGCGGCUGCAGAAAAGUCAACGCGGCUUCGGCUUCACCAUCGUGGGUGGCGAUGAGCCCGAGGAGUUCCUGCAGAUCAAGAGCCUCAUCCCGGGCGGCCCCGCCGCCGCAGAGGGCCUCAUGGAGACCGGAGACGUGAUUGUGCGGGUGAACGACACGUGUGUGCUGGGGCACACGCACGCCCAAGUGGUCGAGAUUUUCAAGUCGAUCCCAAUCGGGCAGCACAUCGACCUGGAGCUGUGCCGCGGCUACCCGCUGCCCUUUGACCCCGACGACCCCAACACGCACCUCGUCAAGUCGGUGGCCAUCACGAAUGAGCCGGUGUUCGUGAACGGCGGCCGCACCAUGAGCGUGCGCAGCGCUCGCUCCUACGUGCCGGCGCCCGAGUACCGCGGUGGCACGCGGCCCGGCAAGAUGAACCUGCCGCAGGACAAGGCCCUGGCGAUUACGUCACAACCCGAGCUCAUCACCGUGCACGUGGCCAAGGGCGCAAGCGGCUUCGGGUUCUCCAUCGCGGACGGGCCGAGCGGACAGCGCGUGCGGCAGGUUAUGGACGCCCAGCGCUGCCGGGGCCUCAAGGAGGGCGACCUCCUGCUCGAGAUCAACCGCGAGGGACUGCAUGGCGCCAAGCACGCACAGGUCGUGCAGAGGCUCAAGGAGUUCAACGUUGGCAGCACCGUGACCUUCCUGAUCCAGCGCGGGGGUUCCUACCUUCAGAAGAGUCCCAAGCCGGGCCCGAGGCGGCACGUUGUGCCUCAGUCGAGUCAGGACGUGAUGCUCCCAUCGCUGGUGAACCAGGGGCUGGCACGUGGCGGCGGUGGUGGUGGCCGCUCCGGCUCCCCCACUCCCUCCAGCAGCCCCGACAGCCGGCACCCGGACGCAUACCGCCUGUACCGCGAGUCGCGCUCUAUCUUCGACAGCAAGGCGGCGUCCGACUACAGGGAGAUGGACAUCCUGUUGCGGCGGCACGAGAGCGGCUUCGGCUUCCGCAUCCUGGGGGGGAACGAGCCUGGAGAACCCAUUGUGAUCGGCUCGAUCGUGCCGCUGGGCUCGGCGGACGCGGAUGGGCGCCUGCGCACGGGGGACGAGCUGGUGAGCGUGGACGGCGUCGCCGUGCUGGGCCAGUCCCACACGCACGUCCUGGGCCUCAUGCAGCAGGCGGCCAAGAAGGGCGACGUCAGCCUCACCGUGCGGCGCCGGGGCUCGCCCGCAGAGGGAGAGCAGUGGCAGGGGCACGACUCUUCGACGCUGCUGCACGGGGAGGGGUUCACCGGUGGCCGGGAGGGGUUCCCCGGUGGCCGGGAGGGGUUCCCCGGUGGCCCGCCAGGGUCCGGGAACGCACGCGCCCCGUUCGGGGGGGACGGGGCCUACACGGGCGGCACACGUGACGUCCUCCUGCACCGCGGGGACAACGAGGGCUUCGGAUUUGUGCUCAUCUCAGCGCUGCCCUUCCCAGAGAGCAACGGCACUCACGGGGAUGGGGAUGUCCCGCACAAGAUCGACCGCAUCGUGGAGGGCAGCCCAGCGUCGCGCUCGGGCCAGCUGGAAGUGGGCGAUCGCAUCGUGGCGGUGAACAAGCAGCCUAUUGUCCACCUGAGCCACGACCAGAUCGUCAGCCUCAUUAAGGCCGAGGGCAACACCAUCCUCCUACGCAUCGUGCCUGCCCGUGACUCGGCCGCCCUCUCCCCCAUCAACAACGACGACAACUUCUCCGGCAGCCAUGCGUCCAGCGCUUUCCGCUCCACGGACACGCUGGGGCCUGACCCGCGCAGCAGGAAGGACGUGAAACCCGACCCCAAGUCCUCACAGGUGUCCAUGUACUAUCUGGUGGACCUGGAGCGGGGCCCCUAUGGGUUUGGGCUGAAGCUGGACGGGGGCCGCGAGUUCAACCGCGACCUCACCAUCGUGUCGCUCGCGCCCGACAGCCCCGCCAUGCGCAGCGGCAAAAUACAGGUGGGGGACCGCAUCAUGGAGAUCAACGGGGAGAGCAGCAAGGACAUGACGUACCAGCGCGCGAUCGACGCCAUCAAGGCCAGCGGGCGGCGCGUACACCUGCUCCUCAAGCGACGCGGCGCGCCCGUCACAGACUACGAUCCCAACUCCUCGCGGAGCCCAACGGCUCCUCGCCGCGCCACCUUCGGCUCGCCGGCCACCUCGGUCCCCACCGGCGCCGGCGGCGGCUCCACGCUGCCCCCCCGCGUGGAGCGCGGCGCCGACCCCCACGCGGCCCGGCUCCAUGCGCGCGAGCGCGUGAGAGACAGGGAGAGGGAGGCCGAGGCGAGAGAGCGACAGUGGGAGGAGAGACAGCAGGAGAGAGAAUGGCAGCAGGAGAGAGAACGGGAGAGGGAACGGGAGAAGGAGCGGGAACGGGAGCGGGAACGGGAGCGGGAACGGGAGCGGGAGCGGGAGAGUGUGCGGCAGGAGAGAGAGUUGAUGGAGAGGGAGCAGGAGAGGCUGAGGAUCGCUCGGGGCAAGGAGCAAGACGGCGUUGUAGCCAGCAAGUCGAGCGUGCAGGAUGAGGUCGACCACCAGUCGGUGAAGUAUGUUGGAAAGCAGCAGCAGCUCCGGCCCCCCAGGGAGAAGACCGCGGACGCGCUGGACGCUGCCGCACAACGCGUGGAGCCGAGCAACGGUGGCGGCGGUCAUCCACGGAGGACGGAGGCCGGGCCAGAGACGGAGUCGCCGCCGGGCCCGGGGUCGGCGGAGCGAGGCGACGCGAGGCCUCGCGUGGACAGCGCGAGCUCGGGCUGGACCGACGAUGGCACGGGCCGCAGGACCCUGGCGCCGGGGCCCUGGAAGGUGCCGGCCUCCGACAAGUACCCGGCUCCGCUGAAAUCGUCACGUGGGAAAGCGAGCAGGAAGUGAGGCGCCAGGUCGAUCGGCGCCGCUCGGCAGCGGUGGUGCUCAGAGACAGCGACAGCCGCCCGCCCGUGCAUUGACACGGAGGACCCAAGGGCGUGUGGCCACUGAUCAGAAUUUAACUUUUUUUGUACAAGUCUGGGGAAUGUCACCGUGCGUUGUGUCGCCAUGGCCUCUGUUGAAGUGAUGUGAUUACUGUGGCUACAAGGGCUAAGCAGUGUGAGUGAAGCGGUUCAUUGUGGGUACAGCACUGCUGAUGACUGCCACGGGGACUGCACCAUCCCUGCUCUCCCUCAAGAGUUUGACUCCAUCUCCCCACCCGGACCCCUGAAGACGCCGCCGGUUCCCCUCUGCGUCCACCCUCUCUGUCGCAAGACUUCGCAGGCUCAGGGAGACCGCAAGAGUCCCAAACGAGGCUCCGCUGUCGUCUCGGUCACGUGGCCCACUCGGCACGCGUCCCGUCAUCUGCAGUGAUGGGGGGAGCGGUCGUUUCUGGUUUUCACAGAUACUGCGUGAGAAGGCAAAGUCACACAAUUAUCACAACCUCAACAAUCUUUACUCGAACGCUCGAAUCAUUCCACAGGGUCCCACGGCCUUUCGUGGGGGAGGUGAAAUGCGCUCCGCGUCCGUGAGCGCCUUCCCCUUCACAGCGCCCGGCCGUCUCGCCGCUCGUCAUCGCCACGAAUUCUUCAUCAGCGUCCGGCGGCGGGUGUCGAGGUGUCGUGCUCCCUGCGUGACGCCCGCGGCCAAGUUAGGCAAGGGAUGGUCUCCCUGCGCCAUGCGUGGUGAGGUUGGCACAGCAGAGCGCCGAUCUCCGUCGCCGUCCUCACAACCGUGGCGCACCGGCCGGACCGAGACGAGGAUUGUCGCUUCCAUCUGGGAUUUCGGAAGGGGGGGGGGGGGCUUCCCAGAAAAUGUCGAAUUUUUCUUAAAAUAAAAAAUAAUAGUAAGCAGAAGCAGCUCCUCUGAGAUGCAGUUCUACUUUACAUUAAUAAUACACAUAAGCAGAUGGGAAAUAUAAACCUGUCACUAAGAAAUUUUAGCAAAUAUGCACGUGACAUUUUCUAUGCUUUGUGGAAACUAACUCAAUACAGAGUUGAUUUAGAACUCAAGGGAUUCACACUAAUAACGCAGUAAGCAAUGGGAAGUGAUGUAAGUUGAUUUACAGAUGUGAAUCUCUGUACGGCAGUUGCAGCCCAGGAUGCGUGUGGAUUGGCUCGCUAUCAUUGUGAUUGGCUGAUUCAGAGAAGGCAGGAAGAGACUCUCACCCCCUCCUUGGGCAAUGUCACCUGGUACAGUGGAGCUGUUUGCCUCGCUCCACGCAGGAGGCGGUGAGAGCCAUCGGACUCCCGAAGGAUGGCACCAUCGUGGACCAGAGGAAGUCUGCGUAGCUCCGUGUGCGACGCACGUCACUGUGGUUGUGACGGAUCGGCCGAUCCUAUGCUCAAGUGCAUGUACAUGUCCAUGUCCGUGCGUGUGUAUGCGUGUGCCCAUCGGGCAAGCCCAUGUGCACAUUUCUGACAUUUUAUCAGAAAGUGCUGCUUCCUUUAAAGAACUGGCCUGGCCCGUUCGUUUCUAUUCUGUAUGGAGAUGGUUUUUAUGAAAUAAUGCACGCACUGAGACGGUGGUUAUAAACAAUAGUAGCAUUUGCACUGAGUGCGCGUGAGACGCUUGACGAGACUGAGGCCUCGGUUUAACGAGCGACGCAGGUGGGGGGCACGGCAGUCAACGCUCCCGGCGUCACGUGUGGACGCGCGGGUCCCCUGGGGAGGUCACCAAUGGGACUCGUGUCCACUACGCCAACCGUGGUCACACGGGGUCCGCGUGUGCAAGCAACAACAGCAGCAGCUGUUUACGACGAUCAGCUCCACGCUACCUCAAUCGCCUGUUCACUGGCACAGGUGCUCGCACUCGGAGUGGGCUUGCUUUGGCCAGCACGCCCGUUCAAACGGCGUCCAUUCACUUACGGCGUCAGCGUGAUUUUAUCCGAUCAAUUGCACAGAGCUCAAACGUGUUCCUGUGUGGACUCGUCGUACAAUGUCCCACUGCACCUUGCAUUUGAGCGUUUGGCCUUGAGAGGGUCAUUGUUACGGCAUAAACAAUGAUCGGUCAAAUAGCAUGGUUUCCCGCACUUCUGAUUAGCACAGUUGGCUAUGUAUGGUGCGAAAGAAGUUCAUACCAGUUGACUGGUUUAUAAUUUAUUUGGGACUCUGCUACCCUUCCACCAAACUGUUCAGAGAACAUCCGCUCCCACUCACACUGGGGAUUUAAAAGUUUGAAUUGACAUCUCCUUAAUUCUGAUUAAAGAAGCGGGGCGAGGUUUUCUCCAGCCACUGAGAAUUGUCAUCAACUGGAAAAACUAUUCAAGAACACGGCGUCAGCUGCAGAUGCCGGACUUUCAAUCCCACUUAACGGGACACCCAGUCGCUCACCGAACGUUUAAGUAAUUUAAAAAGGGAUUUAUUAAAUAGCUCAAGUAACAUGAAUUCCUUUAGCCGAGCAGUUCUCUGUAUAAACAGAACCCUUUGCGCAGUUUUGACAGAAGUGAUCCUCAUCAGCAAGGUGUCACCUGUGAACUUGUGAAGAGCCCUAACACUCGGCCAUUUCGCGAGGCUCCUGCAGCCUAUCGAAAUCCGUUGCUGCUGCAUGUUUCAAGUUAAUUUUGUUGAACCAGUUGAGAAUCCAAGAGACCAGUUUGAGUCUCAAUUGAAAGUAACCCGGGGCAUUAGUCUCCCAGUACGGCCACGAUUGCUGCAUGCGAUCCAAAUUGAGUAAUUUGCGGUGUCUUUUUUUCACCCUGACGCCAGCACACAAUGGCCUACUCUUUGCGAAUGACAGGGGAUCUUUGACGUCGACCGAUAAGCAGAAUGCGCGUAUUAUUACAGUUUCCACCAGCAGUAAUAACCAGGGCGGCCACUGGAUGCAAAACGGAACCUGUGCAAAAAGCGGCACAUGCGCCACCCCUUGACCACCUGUACAACUAAUUUGUUUGGCAAAAGAUGACGAGGCAACGUCUUCUGAAUAACUUACCGAGUUAUGGAAUGGAAAGAAAAUUAUUAACAAUUCAGGCCCAAGCCUUGCUGAUGAGAAGCAAUGAUGUCCAAACAUGAUCAGUGAUGCCGGGUUUUGGGAAUUCUUUGUAUUAUUUCCAAAGUGUAAAAGUAUAUCAUCUGGAUCCUAGGUUAAGCCACUGCACUUGGCCCCUGUUUAGGUGGCGAGGUUUUGUCCGGCGAGUUCCUCAAGUGCUGUGUGAGCCGUGUGAGACGAUCCGGGGUCGGUGUGAGCUGCCCCUGGCAGAGUGUUGGCCGUAGACUCGUGCACGGUUCCGCGUAGCGUCCGCUGCAGUUUGCUCUCCUCUCGGAAUCGGCUCUGGGGAUUGCACAUUCCGAGCAGUUGUCGUGGUCCUCUAAAUGCACCACUCUCGCUUUGAUGGGAGCGCCAGGCCUCUCGUUUCGUGGAACCGCAGCUCGCUCCCACGUGGUGUCUCUUGUGGGGCGAGGGCGGCGAGCUAGGGAGGGCGGAGGCGACGAAAGAGCGCCUUCUCAAAGUUCUCUGGAGGUUUGACAAUUGGCGACUUGGUGCACAGCGUAGUCGUGGCCAAAGGUGGCACUGUGAAGGAUGUGAAUGCACCGCUCUUGUGGGGUGAUGACGACAAUCAACGUGUAAAAGCUUUAUCUCAUAAACUCGAGCCAUGCCCCCCCCCCCCUUUUUUUCUUCCAGCAAAGCCUUCUGGUCGCGCAAUUCCCCGUUCUCUCGCGCCGUGGCCUCCGUUCCACGCGACCGCAUCUUCUCCGCACAGUGCGAGGCUCCGAUCUCAGAUGCGGUUGCGACGCAUUGUUUUUUUCCCAGCGCGGUUUUAUGUCUGCAAGCGUGCGCGCUUGUGUGUGUGCGCGCAAACACACCCACGAGUGUGGUUUGGCUCCAAAAUGCAGAGACGGCAGCACUUGGACAUGCUCUUGAGACAACGAGCAUAGUUUUGUUAUGGAGUCUCUCCCGUUGCUUAACGCGCAUUCAGUAUGCGGCGAGUACUAAAAUUGCACUUUACAAGGUGACGUGCUGCCUUGGAAAUGUCUGGUAUGGGAGUGCGAUUCCAGCCGAGGCAAACUACAGAGCCGAGCAGCUCAGCACCGUGCCACGUUCACGCGUCGGGCCACGCCGAUUUAACAAGUCGCGCUUUGAGAUCACGAACAUUCCUGGGCGCACCUCCCCACCCCCCACAGGCAUCAUGACCAUGCGUGGACCCUGCAUGCGCCACCUCGGUGGAUUCACUUGCUGCGUUGACCAUAUUGAUUCUAAAGCAACGGAACCCUUGAGUGUCGCUUCUGCUGCUGUUGCUGCUGCCAGGGCCACGAGGAUGGGGUCAACCGAAGGGCAUCGCUUAUUCCUUGCCACUCGUCCACCCGACCCUGUCCCUCGCACCAACAUUCCGAUCGUUUCUCCCACGCUGAAUGGGAAAAGCAGCGGCCACUGGGUUGCUAGGUAUGGUCGUCACCUGUCAGGAUUUGACCUGGACAUUCUGGCAAAUGGAAACGCAGUCUGGAAAAGGUGGUAACCCAAGUGCUAGGCCUGGCUGACACAUGUAUUAAGCGGAAAGCUCCCUUAAUGGACACGGAUUUAGACAACGAAGGGAAUUCCUCAUUUGAGUUUUUUUUCAUAUUCUGCAUAAACACCGUGGGAAUGGUUCUCUUGACCACACUGGGGUAUGGCGAGCGGGUGGUGAUGCUGAAGCCCUGAGCACAGCUCACGCAAGGGGGAAGCACACUGAGUGACGUGCAGCUGUAGCCCAACACCACCACUGUCGCACAUCCACACCUAGGUAGGGUCCUUCCUCGUGUCCCUUGUAUAUUAUUCCUACCAUGGUACUCGUUGUUUAUACUCUCCGUAUACUGCAUAUGCAUGUAACGAAGGUACGGCGUGAACGACAAUUUGGAACUUGAGAUUUUUACAUGUCCACGAGUUGGCGUUAACGUGAUUGCGCGCUGUAUCGAGCGGGGCGGCGCCGUGCGGCCCCGGGGGUCACCACCCACAGCACCGUGGCACGCGCCCCGUCGGGAAACGGCCAAGGGGACAUUUUCCCUCCUUGUGGGGGCCACCGUACCCUGCUGGUCCUCUGGGCUGCAUGGGCACCGGCGCUGUGGAUUUGUGGUGCCCCAGGCAUAGGGUGGGGGGGCCCCUGUGCUGUGGGGAGGCACACGAGGAAGUUGUUCUGCUUGCCCUUGAAUGCGCAUUGUGGAUUUUGGUAAGAAUCGUAUGUGCAAACACUUUAUAUGAAUGGUUAAUGCUCGUGUGCGCUGCUGCCCAGGGUGGUGCAUCCGGUGUCCUAUCGUGCAGGAUGGCAGCGUUAGGAUCUGGCGAAGUUUAUUCCAUAACGGUACAAGGUGUGGGACGCUAACUGUUGAAUUCUUAUAUUGAUUACGUAUAUAUUACAAAAGGACUGGAUUCCUUGAAAAAUCUCAUUAUAUUCAUAGGUGAAUAGACCAAAUAUGUUAUGUUUAUUUGUUUAAUGAAGAGUGUUUUUAAUGUUUUGUAUGGCAGCUGGUAAGUUUAUAUUUGAAACAAUGGAAAUUCUGAUGAUUUUGAGUAAAUAUAUAAACAAAGAAUAUUUUAUGCUAAAAAGUUAUACCCAAAAUGCAACUUAGUGGUGUUACCGGGGCUGUGAUCCAUGCAAACGCUACAACCACUGAUUUCUUAUUCCAAGCCAUCGUUUUCCAACUUAAAUUUGCUAACCCAUCUUGAGCAGGCAGGCGGUGAGCCACUGCGUUUAGAGGUCACCGAGUGCGGGUCUGGUCGGGGGAGUGUGUGGGACCGGCUCUACCUGCACUUGUAUUCACUUGCAUUCACUCGCCGCGUCUGCAGCCUUCUGGCUCCUACUCGCCUGCCUCGCCGCGCAAACCGGCAGCAGCAGCAGAAGGUGCCUUUGGCAAUCAGCACAGGUGUGCCACGGUCCGCGCAGCUGUGUUUACACGAGGGCGCCAGGCCACAACGGACAUGCUCUCAACCAAACCAAUUCUAACUGGGGUUUGUUUAGGUUUAGAAAGCCCUGUCAAAGUCCAUCCCCUUACGCCACCACUGCCCAUACCCACGUGGUUUUAUGUUUAUACGACCACAAUCUCGAAUUCGGACAUGCCACUUGUAGUAAUCUUCCGUUGAAUCUUGUUUUUUUUUUUAAAGCAAAAGUCCUACAAAAUGUCCACCCGACAGAGAACCUCCCUGAUGUAAGGAAGCCCUGGUAAUUUCUCUGCCUGACCGUCGACCUUCCCUCCCUGUCUUCCCUGGAAACGCUAAGUCCUCCCGUCACACCAGAAGCUGCUUUAGGGCUGCCAAGCGUUUGUCUCCAGUCCACGUUGAGAACUGAAGCUGCAAUUCCAUUGCACGUUCUGAUCAAGUCGGUGUUCCGAAGCGCCCUCGUGUAGGCACAGCUUUUAGUCUCAUGGAACUGUACGAUCGCACUGCUUUAUGCAAAUGUUUUCUCCCGGUACUCUGGUGUGCUCGCGACACAAACAUGUAAAAAGAAAAUUCGCUCGCGUCUCAAUUGGUACACGGAUAAAGAAUUGCCUAGCCCUGCGAGGCUUCCCAGGGUCAUCCGCAACUUGUAUUUAACUUGUAUUUAACUUGCAUCCUGUAUUCACACUAAUCACUCUGGACAUGCGUGGGGGAGGGGGGGCAUUGCAGGUUAUGGACACACAUUUCUUUAAAGCGACCAAAAUUACGUGUACAGUUUAAAUGGUUUUCUCUUCAAUUGUUACAUUUUCCGUUUACAAGACCCACCUGCAGACUGCACUGGUAGAGUGUCAUCUUUUGCAAACUCCUUACAGGUCACAGCCUUGCACCCUAAUAUAUUUUUACUGUUAUUUACCGAGUGUAUUCUGUAUACAUGGACCCAAGCUUACGGAGUGAUGAAUUAUUUGAAAUGCGCAAUCUCGUCUGCUCUGGUUUAGUUUUGUGUAUACGGAUUAAACUUCACUCUCG